Molecule: messenger RNA, 1218 nt
Organism: Mixia osmundae IAM 14324
Lineage: Eukaryota; Fungi; Basidiomycota; Mixiomycetes; Mixiales; Mixiaceae
Exons: 2
Coding region: 1-1218 (405 amino acids)
Source: RefSeq, a predicted model, not a curated record
AUGAUGAGUGAGUCUGCGCAGGCCGAUGCUGGCGCAGGGCCGAGCACGAAUGGCAAGCCUGUCAAGGGCAGAAGCCAGUUGUCUGCGUCUGCCAUGGCCUUUUCGCCCUCACGGUCAAGGCAUUCGACAGCUCCGUCGAAUGUCAACCCGAUCAGCAGCUCGUCCAGCAAGGCCGCUGCGGCCAAUGGACCCUCCUUGCGUGCAGCGUCAGAUGCUCUUCAGUCAUCUCAAGCUGCAAACACAGCGCUCGGGCAAUCUCCUUCCUGGGUGCCUCCCUCUGCAGCAUUUGGCGACGCUGCCCUGGAUACCCAAGCACAAGCCAGGCCUCUGCAGCUGCAGCAGCAGCCCUCACAUCCCGUCUAUGCUCAAGCGAGCGCAUCAGGCUACAGUGGCGGUAGCCCUGCAGACUCGCCCCUUGAGUCGCCUUACCACCCACAACUUGAUCAACCUCCGCUUGUCACCAUGCGACAGGGUCUUGCAAUGGGUCCAGAUGCCCGCGCUCGCCGCGGCCUGGCUCACAGAGGACGCGGCGGAGCAGGCAGAGGCGGAUCAGCGCGAGGGGCAAGUCCAUCCUCUUCCACUUCGCCAGGACCCCGACGAGACGGUCUACCACCGCCAGACGGGGAAGCGGACAGGCAGCCGUCACCUCCCGAACGAGGUCCAGUUUCUCAGAAGCCGAGAGCGAACAGAGCGUACAUCAACGAGGCCAGGAUCGCUCAGACGGGCGGGCCCAAGCGCGACAAGCUCACAGAAGCCCAGCUGACGGCCAAGCUUGAAGCGAUGAAGCUGCAGAAUGCGAACAUCAUGUCACGGAAAGUGCAGGUCGAUGCUGACAAGGCAUCUUACGAUGUGAUCGAGGCAGAGAGUAAAAAGGCGGAGGAAGCGGCUGCGAGGGAGAGGAGGGAAAAGGAAGCGAAACAGCAUCAAUUCCAAAAGGACAUGGAGUCUGAACGCAAAAAGAUCGCCGAGCGCAAGCGUGAGAAGCUAGCAGGACGCGAGUGGGACCUGAGCAAGGAGUCUCAGCGCUCUCAAAAUGCCUCUAUCGACUUGGAUGAAGAGCAAUAUGACUACUCAGCGCACUAUCAUCGCGGUGGCAGCGAACGUGGUCGUGGUCAGCCGAGAGGCCGAGGCAAUCGAGGGAGGGGCGGAGCUCAGGCGAAUCAUCCUACGAUGACAUCUGCGAGUAUCGACGACAAGUCCAGCUUUCCGAGUCUAUGA